GAAGGGAACACAGUCCUCAGCUGGUGUGGGUGGGACCGUGGGACCAGCAGUGCAGCUGGCAGGACACAGCUCAAAGCCAGUUACAUCCCUUCUGCCCAGCACUGUGGCACAGGGAAACUAAGACCCCAGGAGGGCCAGGGGCCACCCCGGGAAUCCUGACCCUGCCCUGUUCUCACGGGGAGCAAUGGCACCAGGCAGAAGGGACGGGUGCCGUGGACGGGGGGCAGUGGGGACAUGUGCAGCAGCACAGGCUGCCCUCUGCAAGGCCACAGCUGGACACCGGCAGCUGGUGCUGCAGCUUGGGGGCAGCGGUGACAGCCCUCGGCUGCGCGAGGAGCGGCGCAGGAGGAGCGCGGAGGCCCGUGAGCUCAGCACCGGGCUGCGGCGGGUGCUGCUGGCAGGGGUGAAGCAGGCACCAGCGAGCCUCCCGGAGCGGCGGGAGCUGGAGCGGCUGUGGGUGCUCUUCCUCUCCGCUCUGGAGCUCUUCCUGCAGGAUCUACGCAGAGCCCACUACCUCUGCCAGCUCUUCUCCAUGCAAGAGGGUGGCGUGGCCCCACUGCGCACCGGGCUGGGGGGCUGGGGGCUCCCUGGCCGGCGAGGGGUGGUUUCCAUGCAGCCCCUGGCUGCCCAGGGCUUAGAGGAAGAGAUCGAGCAAGUGAGGGCCACAUUGUCAGAGAUGGAGAGUGGAGCCAACAUUCCACCAUGGACGGUGGAAGCCACGGAGACCACACAGCCAGUGGGGAUAGGUGGCACUGCAGCCAGGGGGGCUUGGGCAGGGCCCUGCACUGGGCACUGCUGUGGGGUGCUCUGAAGGGGAGGCCAAGGAGAGGAUGCAAAGCUGGCACCCCCUGUCACAAAGCAGGGUAUGGGAGCCCUCAUGUACCCCCACAGUCCCCAGCCCCCUGCCCAUGCAGGCAUUGCUGGGGGCUGCCCCCACCCUGCAGAGGGAAUGGGACCAUUCCAGGCCCCCUAA
Lepidothrix coronata (blue-crowned manakin) is the source of this 973-nucleotide messenger RNA. Its product is annotated as regulator of G-protein signaling 9-binding protein-like. Gene Ontology annotation, biological process: G protein-coupled receptor signaling pathway. Gene Ontology annotation, cellular component: neuron projection. The transcript is spliced from 2 exons. NCBI's taxonomy places the organism in Eukaryota, Metazoa, Chordata, Aves, Passeriformes, Pipridae. The record is from RefSeq and is a predicted model, not a curated record. The coding region runs from base 185 to 811 and encodes 208 amino acids.